Molecule: messenger RNA, 862 nt
Organism: Drosophila mauritiana
Lineage: Eukaryota; Metazoa; Arthropoda; Insecta; Diptera; Drosophilidae
Product: membrane steroid-binding protein 1
Exons: 2
Coding region: 96-701 (201 amino acids)
Source: RefSeq, a predicted model, not a curated record
AAUAUAUUUCGACUGAACUUUCAAAAUUCAUGAAAUGCUGAGCACAAAAACAACUUAAACAGAGCCAAUAUAUAGUUUAUAGAAAAGUGGUAAAAAUGCCGAUACUUGGACAAAUGUUUUCUGCAAAGCUGGGUCCCAAUUUGAUGACAGCCUCCAAAGUGCUGAGAAGUCCUCUUGGCCAGGCGUUAGUCUCCUUUUUGGUGGGCUACUUUGUCACCACAAAGUUGUCGCAAUUUUAUGGCAAGUUCAAGAGGGACUCUGAGAAAUCCGAUGAGUCGACGCAGUACUUGGACAAACCCCCCAGGGCGGCCAGUGAGCCAAAGGACGCCAAAGGACACGAUAUCGUCCUGCUCACUCAGGAGGAGCUAACUGCCUUCGAUGGCUCGAGUCCCAGUCUACCCAUUUACACCGCUCUGAAUGGCCUCAUAUACGAUCUGAGUCCGGGCCGAGAAAAGUUCAGCAGUCACGGCCCCUACUCCCUCUUGGCCGGUUGCAAUGCCAACAAGGUCCUGAACAUCGCCUGCAGUUCCAUGGGCGUCUGCGCCGCGAACGUAAUACGUCGCUGGGAGCAGAGCCUAAGAGCCGAAUUUCAAGUCGUAGGAUAUGUAGUCGAUGCUGGUAUAGAUAUUUUUGGCGGGAGUCCGGAAAAACAUGCAGAUUCGGCCAAAGGGGAGCAAACGGAGCAAAGUGAUAUCGUUUGAGAUGCUGUGAAUAUCCCGUUUUCUUAGCUUGGCAAUAAAAUAUUAUUCACAGAAACUAGUAAUUUACUUCCAAGCUAACUGAAGGGGAUAUUCAGUGCAACCACGGACUAAAAAUGAUGGAAAAAUUACAUGUAACUUGUAGCUUAAGCUGUAGAAUACAC